Molecule: messenger RNA, 720 nt
Organism: Colletotrichum orchidophilum
Lineage: Eukaryota; Fungi; Ascomycota; Sordariomycetes; Glomerellales; Glomerellaceae
Exons: 2
Coding region: 1-720 (239 amino acids)
Source: RefSeq, a predicted model, not a curated record
AUGGCGACCAUGACCGACGGUUUAUCACCCAAAAAUAAAGUUGAUACCCGAGAGAAAAGGGCGAAGGACAAGGUCCGAAAGUCCGGUCCCAGCGCUCAGGGCAAAGCGCUUCAGUUAGGCGAAUUUGCCGGUGUGUUUUCGGCUGUCGUCUACUUCAACCCAACGUAUGGGUGGCUGGACGGGGCCAUACAUGUCCCUGAAGGCCAAGACAUCCCCGACGUGAAUGGAUUUUUAGAGGAACUUCUGAACGGCUCGCACAGCACGGGUCCAGGACGCGGCCCACGGCGCGCGAAAACGUGCCGUGAUUCCAAAAUCAGCCAUCACGAAAAUCCCCAAGCAGCCAAAGACACCGACGGUGGGAGGCAACUUGACCGACGCCUGGCCGACGGUUUGGCCCUCCAGAGUGCCAGCCGAUGUGUUGCGGAGCAAGAGAUGCCCAACGGCGCCGCCGCGGAUGAGAUGGGUGGAAACGAGGCGCAGAACGGGCAGUCCGGCGACGUCUCUGAGUGGGAGACGGUGGAUGCACAACAUACGGAAGCCCCGACUGCACGGGUGGCGGGCCCAGGCCUCUCCAGAAUACAAGCGGUCAAAGUGCAGCGGUUUUUGCGGCAGGUGUCUGUGCAUAUGCGACUCGCCUCCCGUCAAGAGCGGCUGCCACCGCACCGGGUGGUUCAUCAGGACAGAUGGAGAGGUUUGUUGCAGCGAAAUCGCAGGCGAUGA